This is a messenger RNA of Trichogramma pretiosum, 1579 nucleotides long. Its product is annotated as cytochrome b-c1 complex subunit Rieske, mitochondrial-like. The transcript is spliced from 4 exons. The coding region runs from base 488 to 1186 and encodes 232 amino acids. Gene Ontology annotation, cellular component: membrane. Gene Ontology annotation, molecular function: 2 iron, 2 sulfur cluster binding; quinol-cytochrome-c reductase activity. Gene Ontology annotation, biological process: mitochondrial electron transport, ubiquinol to cytochrome c. Lineage: Eukaryota; Metazoa; Arthropoda; Insecta; Hymenoptera; Trichogrammatidae. The record is from RefSeq and is a predicted model, not a curated record.
AUUGCGCAUCCUUUGUUCGCUUCAUUAUUAGAAAAGAAGAUAUUAAGAUAAGAACAAUUUAAAACGUGAUGAUUUUUGAAAAAAAAAACACACUGUUAGUGGAUUUACAUUAUUUUACUGACUGCAUCAUUGUUUCACAAACAUUUUCAGUUCAACUAGUCUUUUACACAGAUUAAAAUUAUCGUGACAGAAUCAUUUUAUAAUCAAAAAACUAUAAAAAAACAACAAAGUCGAUACAAGCUUGAUUCCCUAAAUAACGAAUAAACUUUUUUCGUUUUUCCUUUUCGGCACAUUUAUAUAUUAUUUGUAUUAUGAUAAUGAUAGUUAUUUAUAACUGCCAGUCAAAUGUGCAAGGAGCGAACGUUAAAAUAUCGCGUGAAAUAGCAAGAAUUAAAAAUAAAAAAAAAUUGAACAAAAGAAAGCAGGAGAAGCAACAGUGAGCGAGACAACCUCAAAGCCAAAGUCGAAUUAGUUAAAGAAAAUAAGCAUGGCUGGGAUCCCUCGGAAAAUACUUAAAAUGAGAUGCUGUGCAUGGAGGCGAGCAGAGUUUCUCGCUUUGAGCUUCGUUCCGGCAGGCCGUAUAAGUAGGCUGUACCACGGCGACAUGCGCGUGCCGGAUUUCGACGAUUAUCGCAAGGAGUCGACCAAGUGCCCCGAGAGACGGAACAGAGACACCGCCGACGAUCGCAAGCUCGAGGCUUACGCACCAACUUUCGUUGCGAGCGUGGCCGGAGUCUACGCGGCCAAGACCGUCGUUACGCAGCUGCUCUCGUCGAUGGCCGCCUCGAAGGACGUCCUCGCCGCCGCCAAGACCGAGGUCGAUCUUUCCAACAUUCCCGAGGGCAAGGUCCAGGUGAUCAAGUGGCAGGGAAGGCCCGUGUUCGUCUACCACCGAAGUCAGGAGCUGAUCGAUCAGGAACGAGCGAUGGACGUCGGCCAGCUGAGGGACCCCCAACCCGACGAGGCUCGCUCCCAGCGGCCCGAUUGGGUCAUCCUCAUCGGCAUUUGCACGCACCUCGGCUGCGUGCCCAUACCCAAUGCCGGCUCGGUACCCGGCGGCUUUUUCUGCCCCUGUCACGGAUCGCACUUCGACACGGCGGGCCGAGUGCGCAAGGGGCCUGCCCCCAAGAACCUCGAGAUACCACCCUACGAGUUCACCGACGACACCAGCCUCGUUAUCGGAUGAUUUUUUCUACCUGUCGCUAGUUCCUUUUCAUUUUCAAUGGACGUGUUGUUCAAUUAAUAGGCCAAUUGUUCAGCGAGUAGCUAUUGUUUAAUUCUUAUUAAAAUGAUACCUUUACAUCCAACUAAUUUUCAUCAUCAAGUGGAAGUAAAUAUUUUCACAAAAAUGUAGAUGCCAACAGUUGAUCAUGUUCCUCUACAAAAUUAGAAAAUUUAUCUUUAAAUGAUUUGAAUAAUAACAAAAAUGUAUCAAUAUUUAAAGUUUUUACUUAUACCCAAAAGCUUUCUUCCUUCUGUUGUAGCUUAUUUUGAGGUCAAUAAUUACAACACUUUUAUAACAUCAGUAGUUACCAAAAUAUUAAAAAGAAGAUACCAUUUAAUGACUAUCAAAUAGUUU